Talaromyces stipitatus ATCC 10500 is the source of this 3376-nucleotide messenger RNA. RefSeq names its product serine/threonine protein kinase, putative. The transcript is spliced from 2 exons. The record is from RefSeq and is a predicted model, not a curated record. Gene Ontology annotation, molecular function: ATP binding; protein serine/threonine kinase activity. NCBI's taxonomy places the organism in Eukaryota, Fungi, Ascomycota, Eurotiomycetes, Eurotiales, Trichocomaceae. Gene Ontology annotation, biological process: intracellular monoatomic cation homeostasis; protein phosphorylation; intracellular signal transduction. Bases 1245 to 3221 code for a protein of 658 amino acids.
GGUGUGACUUCAUUGUACAGCAUCAGGAAGAUAUACAUGCCUGGCGAACAAACAUGACCGCAGCGCUUACGAGUGGCGGGCUGACGUGGCAAGGAAUACAUAUCCUGAGCAGGAAUAUCAUUCACUUCAUUUUCAGUCAGUUGGCUUAGAGUCAGAGAGCCCGCUCAUUCCGCCGCCUCCUCUGGCCCGCCAAGACGAAGACCUUCAAGAGAGAGGAAUGCUUGGCGCGAGGCUCUUGGCAGUGUCACUCUUUUUGAGAGCAAUGGCUAUUCUUGAGCAGUUCAAUACGAGACAUUUACUUUGUCGUCUGGUGUCGCACACGGGCGAUCUGUUCUGAGGCUAUGCUCGGUCAAUGGUAGCCCCUGAUCUGCAAAUAGCGGCAUCACUGGCUCUUGGCCUCCUUGGCGAUGUUCUCCUUCUCUAUGAUACGAUCGAUCCUCUCUGCACAACGCGCAAGCAGAUUUAUUUCGACUCUGAUGAUUCUUCAGAUGCUUGCCUACCCUGUAAUACUGCAAUGCAACCGACUGACUGCCUGCCCAGUUGAUUGUGGAAGCACCGCCGGUCACCAAACUAAUAAUAACGGGCCCAUGACUAGUGGACGUAUCUCGCACGGUCGCUCAAAAGCCCUUUUCGGUGCUUUCUUGUUUCUAUCUAGCACUAUUCCUGCUGCUAUUCCUGCUGCUAUUCCUACUUUUUUGUCAUUCCUCUCUGGGUGGCUGUCUCUUGGCCUCCGCUUGGCAGGGCGGGAAACAUGCAGCAUUUGACGGAGUAACUGAUUGACUCCUACGUACGUAGGUAGCUUAUAUGUACAGCACAUCUGCUGCCUGUCUGGACCAUACUGUGAGUCUCACUUGCGUUUUGUGCUGGCAGGCAGACACUCUGGUGCCUUCCUGAUUAGACUUUAGGCCCCUUCCUGCUAUAUAUACACCUCUCUUUCUUUAUACAACAUCGUGUCUUGCUCUUCUUCUACAAUUCUCCUCUUAUCGACAAACUAACUAUCUAUCUUGCUUCAUCGUCGUAUUCGACUACUGGCUCUCUUUGCUCGUCUCAUAUGUUACUACUCAUCCUCCAUUGGAUGCUAUGAACCACUACUAAACAACCGCCACUCUUUUGGAUUAUUCAUACAUCGACUGGCUUCAGAUUACGGCCAAUUCUCGUCUUUCGAUCAUUCUAUUCCAUAUUCUUUUUCUUGGUAUUAUCCCUCCGUAUCGUCAUCGCCAUCCGCGGUCAAUCGUCUUUCAAAAAUGUUCAAUAGUCCGGUCGUCUACUUCAGUGAGCAUCGCCCUUCGACAGCAGAUCAAGGACCCUCAAAUAAGCGUCGUCGCCUGAUGCCAGCAACCGAUGAACACAAUUCCGUACUCAAUUGCGGUUGUACUGCUUUCCCAUCUAGUUGGAUCAGUCUCGGAGCCAUCCAGUCGGCACAGAUGCUAGCGGCACCCUCAUUUCCCAUCCUUACUCCGGAAAUUACCUCUAAAGGUGCCCGGCUUAGAUUUGGCAAGACUCCUCGAUUGAAGGCGGGGUCUACCGGCACCUCGUCACCGUUGCCAUCAAGGCCUUCUACCAAAUCAGGACAAAACAGAACAAAGACUCGACAUACCGCAGCCUCAGCUCCGAGUACAUCCUCUUCAACUUCACACACAUCCGCGUCUACCUCGAUCAAGAGUCUCUUUCGCCGCGCUGGUUUGACUCAUCAUACCGCAAAGGGGCUGAUUGUCCCAGAUGUUCAUCAUGAGACCGCUAGGGAUACAGCGAGUCGACAUGGAUACGCUCAAGAAUUAGAGUACAUCUCCACAAGAGAUAUACUGGAUGCCCCUCCUUCGCCAACUGGGGAUUCUCACUCUGCGGUGCACCAUGAUAACGAUAUCUCACUCACCAUCAGAAGGCCUUCACGCCUUCGGAAAGUGACUUCGCGCUUAUCACUCAGGGAAAGGAUCACUUUCACCGGUUUCACGCAUCCGAAACCAUCACGCAAGAAGCUUUUUAGGUCACCAUCUAUGGGUCAUAGCCUACGACAAAGAGACGAUCCCGACAUUGCUAUCCCUGCCAUGUUUGGCGCGGGGUUAAAGUCUCGUCGGCUCGGCACCACUCUCCCAGCAAACUUCAAUGUCGACUCGUGUGAGCUCAGCGAUGAGUUUUGUAAUCGACGGAUAAUGUUCGGCAAAAGCGGCAAACAAAUAGGCAGGGGUGCGACAGCUAUAGUACGAACUAUGUAUCGAAAGGGCGGGUCAAAGAAUGACAUCUAUGCCGUCAAAGAAUUCCGGAAAUGCGGACGAAACGAAGAUAAAGUGGAAUACGAGAACAUGGUCAAAUCGGAAUUCAGCAUCGCCAAAAGCCUUCACCACCCAAACAUUGUGGAAACAGUUCGUCUUUGCACGCACUCCGGCAGAUGGAAUCAUGUUAUGGAGUUUUGUGAAUAUGGGGAGUUGUUCUUGUUGAUUAAGCAAGGAUACCUUCGUGACAUUGAUAAUCUUUGUUUUUUCAAGCAACUCUUACGAGGCGUAGCAUAUCUACACCAAAAUGGCAUUGCCCAUCGGGAUAUCAAGCCCGAAAACCUCUUGGUCACGUCAGACGGACAACUGAAAAUCACUGAUUUUGGUGUUUCAGAAGUCUUCUUAGGGAUACACCCGGGGCUCAGAACUGUCAACCAAACAGAAAAUGAUCCAGGGCAAACGAAGGAGGUUCGAAAAUGCCCCCCGGGCAUUUGUGGCAGUAUACCUUACUCAUCGCCAGAGGUUCUUGCUGAAAGUGGAGAUUAUGACCCGCGUGCUCUUGAUGUAUGGUCAUGUGCCAUUGUGUGUUUCACUUUAUUUGUGCGGGGUAGCCCAUGGAAGGCUGCAAAACCCGAAGAUCCUCACUACAGAAAGUUUUUGGCUGGAUGGCACAAGUUCCUCCUUCGGAACCCGAAUGGUGUCAUAACCGAGACAGAAUCACCAACAUGCGGUCGAAUCUUCACCACAUUCCCGAAGAAAGGAUUGAAUCAGCUUGUACUCAAGAUGCUGCAUCCAGAUCCUGAGACUCGUAUUUCGAUCGAAGAGGCUCUAAACGAUAAGUGCAUCCAGACCAUCGACUGCUGCAGUCCAGAUAUUGAACACGAAACUACUCAGCAGAUCAAUCAAGGAACCCGCAUGGAUACUGUGUUUGAUGUUAUCAACAAGGACAGUCUGAGGAUGGCCCGAAAGAAGGCACAUCGUCAUCUUCCCCCAGAGAAGAAGCGUUCAUGACUAGCGAUGCUUUGUUGCACAAAUUGAAGGAAGGGAUUCAAAAAUCAUUCUAUGUAAAUAAUCAGGCUUUUGUCAACUCGGUUCUGGAGCACUCAUUACCAGGGAUCGUUGUUACACGUAGCAUCUGCAUCUUGACAGACUAUUUAUUUCUUUCC